AUGGGAUCUGGGUCCGUCUCCUCUUUGGGGGCUCGUUAUGUAAUCGAUUCAUUGACCUUGUACAACUUUGAAGACUCAAAAGCUACCGAGUUCUUCAGUGAAGGUCAUAGGAUCAAGGGAUCUGUUUAUCACGACAUGAUUAAUGGUGAUGACGCUGCUAUAAAGAGGAUGAAAGGGGAUGUCUCAAACGAGAUGAAUAUACUAAAACAAAUCAAGCAUUCCAAUGUGAUCAGACUAUCUGGGUUCUGUGUACACCAUGGGAACACCUAUCUUGUUUAUGAAUUUGCGGAGAAGGAUUCCUUAAGAGAUUGGCUUCACGAGAAGGAGUAUCAGAGUUCUUGCCCUCUUGAGUGGACGCAAAGAGUUCAAAUUGCUUACGAUAUGACAGAAGGGCUUAAUUACCUUCAUAACUACUCGAAUGCCCCUUACAUUCACAAGGACUUGAAGAGCAGUAAAAUUCACUUGGACUCAAAUUUCAGAGCCAAGAUUGGUAAUUUUGGAUUGGCGAGAACCUUAGAGGAGGAGAAUCUUCAUUUCUGUAUAGGAGAGAUAAAUCAUCUUAUGGAACUAAAUGUCUCUUUCAACAAUCUCAAUGGUUCAAUUCCUGCAUCUUUGGGUGAUUUGGACGAUCUUACUACUUUAUCACUCUUUGUCAAUGCACUUUCUGGUUCUAUUCCUGUCGAAAUAGGAAAUUUGAAAAAUCUGACUGGGUUAUGUAUGUACAGGAAUUUUCUAACAGGAUCCAUCCCCUCCACAUUUGGGAACUUAACCAAGUUGACCAAGUUAUAUCUGUAUCAAAAUAAUCUUUCUGGUCCCAUUCCUUCAGAAAUAGGAAACUUGGCAUCCCUUGUAAAUUUAGAACUAUCUACAAAUCUUCUGACUGGAUCCAUCCCCUCCACAUUUGGGAACUUAACCAAGUUGACCACGUUAUAUCUGCAUCAGAAUAAUCUUUCUGGUCCCAUUCCUUUAGAAAUAGGAAACUUGGCAUCCCUUGUAGAUUUAGAACUGUCUACAAAUCUUCUGACUGCAUCCAUCCCCUCCACAUUUGGGAACUUAACAAAGCUGACAACGUUAUAUCUGUAUCAGAAUAAUCUUUCUGGUCCCAUUCCUUCAAAAAUAGGAAACUUGGCAUCCCUAGUAGAUUUAGCACUGUCUACAAAUCUUCUGACUGGAUCCAUCCCCUCCACAUUUGGGAACUUAACCAAGUUGACCAAGUUAUAUCUGUAUCAAAAUAAUCUUUCUGGUCCCAUUCCUUCAGAAAUAGGAAACUUGGCAUCCCUUGUAAAUUUAGAACUGUCUACAAAUCUUCUGACUGGAUCCAUCCCCUCCACAUUUGGGAACUUAACCAAGUUGACCACGUUAUAUCUAUCUCAGAAUAAUCUUUCUGGUCACAUUCCUUUAGAAAUAGGAAACUUGGCAUCCCUUGUAGAUUUAGAACUGUCUACAAAUCUUCUGACUGGAUCCAUCCCCUCCACAUUUGGGAACUUAACCAAGCUGACAAUGUUAUAUCUGUAUCAGAAUAAUCUUUCUGGUCCCAUUCCUUCAAAAAUAGGAAACUUGGCAUCCCUUGUAGAUUUAGCACUGUCUACAAAUCUUCUGACUGGAUCCAUCCCCUCCACAUUUGGGAACUUAACCAAGCUGACAACGUUAUAUCUGUAUCAGAAUAAUCUUUCUGGUCCCAUUCCUUCAGAAAUAGGAAACUUGGCAUCCCUUGUAGAUUUAGGACUGUCUACAAAUCUUCUGACUGGAUCCAUCCCCUCCACAUUUGGGAACUUAACCAAGUUGACCAAGUUAUAUCUGUCUCAGAAUAAUCUUUCUGGUCCCAUCCCUUUAGAAAUAGGAAACUUGGCAUCCCUUGUAGAUUUAGAACUGUCUCAGAAUAAUCUUUCUGGUCCCAUUCCUUCAGAAAUAGGAAACUUGGCAUCCCUUGUAGAUUUAUACCUGUCUACAAAUCUUCUGACUGGAUCCAUCCCCUCCACAUUUGGGAACUUAACCAAGUUAGCCAACUUGAUCUUGUUAGAAAAUCAAUUAUCUGGCAUCAUCCCUGCAUCUAUAGGAAAUUUGAAAAAUUUAGUUUUCCUAUAUAUUAGUCACAACAAUUUCUCUGGCAAUUUACCGCCAUGCAUUGGUGGAUCACUUUUAUAUUUCAUUGCAAGUGACAAUUGUUUCACCAGUACCAUCUUGAAAGGGUUGAGAAAUUGCACAAGCAUUUUGAGAAUCCGAAUAGAGAACAACCAAUUGAAGGGAAAUGUAUCAGAAGUUUUUGGUUCGUAUCCACAUUUGUAUUACAUCAAUCUGAGCAAUAACCAAUUCUAUGGUGAGAUUUCAUCAGAUUGGGGAAAGUGCCCAAAUCUUACAAGCCUAGUGAUGUCAAGAAAUGAGAUUACUGGUAGGAUACCUCCAGAGCUUGGGAAGUCACCUCUACUACAACGGCUUGACCUUUCUUCCAACCGUCUAAUUGGAGAGAUUCCAAAGGAAUUAUUGGAAAUGAAGAUUUUGUUAAGCCUAAAUUUGAGCCAUAACCAACUUUCAGGUAUGUUGCCAUCGGAAAUUGGAAAGUUGUCAAACCAAGAAGAACUUGAUUUGUCAGCCAACAAUCUAAUUGGACCUAUUCCGCAACAGCUAGGGGAUUGCGUCAAAAUGAUUUACCUACACUUGGGUAAAAACAGAUUUAAUGGAAGCAUUCCAAACCAAAUGGGUAACCUGAUUUCACUACAGAUUCUAUUGGAUCUUAGUCAUAAUCAACUCUUGGGAAAGAUACCAUCAGAGAUUGGGCAAUUGCAUAGUCUGGAAACUUUAAAUCUCUCACACAAUAUGCUCUCCGGUUCCAUUCCCUCAUCACUAGAAGAGAUGUUGAGUUUGACAUGCAUUGACAUAUCAUACAAUGAGUUGGAAGGUCCGAUUCCCCAAAUUAAAGCCUUCGCAGAUGCUCCUAGAGAGGCUUUCAUAAACAACAAAGCAUUGUGUGGCAAUGCUUCAAAAGGUUUACCCUCUUGCAAUUCUUCUAUGAUAGAAAAGAGGACUUCUGGAAAGAAGCACAUGUACAUCUUUUAUAUCUUACUUCCUAUUUUGAGUGCAAUGUUUCUACCAUCCAUAGUUAUAGGAAUUGCUUGGGUUUUUCAAAGAAAAGCAAAGAAAAAUAUAGAAACAGGACAAGAGGAAAUAAUUGAUCAGGGAGAUCUAUUUGCAAUAUGUAACUAUGAUGGUAGAAUUGUGCAUGAAAAUAUCAUUGAAGCAACAGAGAACUUUGAUGACAAGCAUUGCAUUGGGAGAGGAGGAUAUGGAAGUGUUUACAAAGCAACUUUAUCAACUGGUCAAUUGGUAGCUGUGAAGAAGCUUCAUCCAUUACAAGAAGAUGUUGGCGUGGUCAAAAAAAAUCAUUUUACAAAUGAGAUUCGUGCAUUAACUGAAAUACGACACAUGAACAUUGUAAAAUUUUAUGGUUUCUGUUCACAUGCACGGCACUCAUAUUUGGUUUAUGAGUAUUUGGAAAGGGGAAGUUUGGCUAAGAUCCUUGGAGAUGUGGGGAAGGCGACAGAGUUGGAUUGGAUCAAGAGAAUAAAUGUAAUUAAAGGCGUGGCCAAUGCACUAUCUUACAUGCACCAUGAUUGCUCACCACCAAUAAUUCAUAGAGACAUAUCGGGUGGAAAUAUUUUGUUGGAUAUAGAGUAUGAAGCUCGUGUGUCAGAUUUUGGCAUUGCAAGGCUUCUAAUGCCCGAUUCAAGUAAUUGGACUUCUCUUGCAGGCACUUAUGGCUAUCUUGCCCCAGAGUUUGCUUAUACAAUGCGGGUGACAGAAAAGUGUGAUGUGUAUAGCUUUGGUGUGGUAACAAUAGAAAUAUUAAUGGGAAAGCACCCUGGUGAGCUCCUUUCAUCUUUAUCACUAUCAUCAUUGACAUCGUUGGAAUCGUCAUCAACUAUACAAACCAUGAUGUUGAAGGAUGUUUUAGACCAACGACUCCCUCCUCCCACAACUGAUGUUUAUGGAGCGGUGGUUCCUAUUGUACAAAUGGCAUUUACAUGCUUGAAUGGUGAUCCCCAAUCUCGGCCAACCAUGAAACAUGUGUCUCAGGAGCUAUCAUCUCACAAGCCAAUUUCUAUUGAAUCAUUUCAAACAGCCACAUUAGGAGAAUUCUUGCAUGGAGGAAGAGUACUCAGGUAGAUGCAAGUGCAUUUAUCUUGAUUGAAAAAGCCAAUGUGUGAUUAAUAUGUCAUAAAUAAUCCCAAUAAUGUUCCUUUGUUUUUUAUCUAAUAAUCUUGGCAUUUUUUUC
Molecule: messenger RNA, 4270 nt
Organism: Macadamia integrifolia
Lineage: Eukaryota; Viridiplantae; Streptophyta; Magnoliopsida; Proteales; Proteaceae
Product: probable leucine-rich repeat receptor-like protein kinase At1g35710
Biological process (GO): protein phosphorylation
Molecular function (GO): protein kinase activity; ATP binding; protein binding
Source: RefSeq, a predicted model, not a curated record